This is a messenger RNA of Artibeus jamaicensis (Jamaican fruit-eating bat), 7057 nucleotides long. RefSeq names its product ATPase family AAA domain containing 5 (gene ATAD5). Lineage: Eukaryota; Metazoa; Chordata; Mammalia; Chiroptera; Phyllostomidae. Gene Ontology annotation, molecular function: ATP binding; DNA binding; DNA clamp unloader activity. The transcript is spliced from 24 exons. Bases 387 to 6143 code for a protein of 1918 amino acids. Gene Ontology annotation, cellular component: nucleus. The record is from RefSeq and is a predicted model, not a curated record.
CGCUCCGGAGGGCGCGAAAACCCAAUUGACAAGAAGUCCCUCCGAAGCCAGCCGGUCCGAUUUGCGUUCGGCUUGCUGUUCCCGUGGGGGUCCCAGUCCCGAACGUCAAGCCUGAAGUGCCUGGCCCUGGGAAACCUCGCGGCUUACUGGCCGCGACCUGGGGUCCCGGUUGCCCGCCUUUUUUCACCGUCUCUUCCCGCGUUCGACUUGGCUGAGCCGGGCCCAGCACCGCGACCGUUCUGGGCGGGUGGGCGGCGGGGAGUCCGAGACGGGCUCUGCAUUCCAGCUCCUAGUUCCUACGGGAGCCAGCAGCCUCCAUGGCCUCCAGGCAUGCCAGGCUGGGCCGUACAAGGUCCUAGGAGCCGGGAUUCCGGGAAGCAGGGAGCAUGGUGGGGGUCCUGGCCAUGGCGGCGGCGGCGGCAGCUGCUCCCACUGCGGCGAAGGACUACGAGAUUGAGGCAUGUAAAAAGCGAAGGAAAGAUGAUGACAGAUCUUCCUGUGAAACAAUUACAAGAUAUUUAUCACCAAUAGGGAAGACUGAAGACAGGGUUUUCUCUCAGCCAAAAUCCAGUAAUAUUCUGGAUUAUUUUAGAAAGACUUUACCCGCAAAUGAGAAGACUCAAUCAGCAAAAGAGUACAAAAUAAAGUCGUCUCCACCAUUGCCUGCUGAUGUUGGCAAGGACUGUAAAAUACCUUUGGACAUGUUCUCAAAUACAGAGUUUAAGAACAGAAGAAAAAGAGUUAAUCUAUCUCAUCAACUAAAUAACGUUAAAACUGAAAAUGAAUCUCCAAUUGAAAUUAGUAGUGAUGAUAGCAAAGAGGACUCUAGUUUAAAUCAUGAUUUUGUGGAGAGUAGUACUUCUGUUUCACUCUAUAAGAAACAUGUAGAAACACAUGCAGAAAGUAUUCAAGAUAUCAAAAACCAGUUAAGCAUUAUGACCUCCAAAAAAAGUUCUAAGAAAGUAAAUCCUAAACAAGGGACCAGAGAGAAUGGUUGUAAAAAAUUGAGGAAAAGGAAGCUCCAAGAGGUAAUAGACCUAUCUGGAAGUUUAUCCUUGGCAGAAGAACUUAAUCUCCUUGAAGAUAAUAAAGAUAAUAAACAAAUAAUGCCUUCCCUAAUUAAUGAAAUUGAGAGUACUGCAAAUAAUAUAACUGAAACAACCCAGUUAACUGGUAGUACAAUAACUGUCUCGUAUGAGGAAUUUUUAAAAAGUCACAAGGAAAAUAAAGUGGGACAGAUACCAGAUUCUACAAUGUCAAUUUGUAUUCCUUGCAAAACUGUUGAUGAUAGAGUCAAAAGUGGUUGUAUAAGUGAUACAGAAAUCUGUGAAGUCUCCCAACAAGUACGCUUUAAGACAGUUACUGUUCUUGCACAGGUUCACCCUAUUCCCCCCAAAAAGAUAGGGAAAAUACCCUCAAUUUUCUUGAAACAAAAGCAGUUGGAGAUGGAAAAUAGUUUGUCUGAUCCUGAGAAUGAACAGACAGUUCAGAAAAGAAAAUCUAAUGUCGUAAUACAGGAAGAAGAACUAGAAUUGGCAGUAUUGGAAGCUGGAAGUUCCGAAGCUGUGAAAUCAAAAUGUACUCUAGAAGAAAGACAACAAUUUAUGAAAGCAUUUAGGCAGCCAGCAUCAGAUGCACUUAAAAAUGGACCCAGAAAGUCUUCUGAUAAGCAGAAAGAGCUCAAUGAAAAAUCUUCAAACGAGGAAGAAAGAGACAGUUAUUCCAAAAAAAUCAUGGAAAAUCCCAAUAUCCAAAUGGUUUCAAAUAAUGGCAAUCCACAGUCACACACUAAUAAAGGAAGUUUUCCUAAGAGAUGUAAAAAGCUGAAGAAAAAAAAUAAAGUGUUAGAUACUGGUACUACUCUAGGUGAAAAUAGAGAGGGAAAUACUCGAAAGAAAGAAACAACUUUUAAAGGUAAACAAAAUAAAAACAGGCUUAGAAUGAGUUUAAGACAAAAGAAAAGAGAAGUUUUUAAAAACAGCCCUUUAUUUAAUAGUGAAAGUUUUAUGUGUGAAGAUACAACAAAUGAUGACCCUCUAAAGAUUUUUUCUCUCCGUAACAAUAAGUCUUCAAGAAAAACUAGCACACCAGUUAAGGAUAAGGUUAUACAUUCUACAGCUGAAACUGAGGACUCCUUGGUAAAUGUUUCUACACCCAGGUCAACCAGAAGAUCUGCAAGUGGUAGCAGGACACCUACUACAAUAACCAUCAGAGAUACAGAUUCUGGAAAUGCACAAGAUAGUCCAGUAAAAGCUUCCACUCCAAAAGCAGCCAACUUCACAGAAAGGCAUAGCUUGUAUACAGCAGAAUUAAUAACAGUAUCCUCUGAUUCAGAGAGUCCUAUUAGAAUGAAAUUUACCAGAAUUAGUACUCCCAAAAAAUCUAAGAAGAAAUCUAAGGCAAGAGCCAAGAAAUCUGAAGCUAUUGACGGAGAUUUUACCUCUCAAACUAAAAAGGCAAGCAAUACUUCAAAAAAUGUAUCAAAAGCAAAACAAUUGGUUGAAAAAGCAAAAGCUUUACACAUUAGUAGGUCAAAAGCUGCUGAAGAAAUAGUGACACCCUUAAGGCGUUCAUCUAGACAUCAGAUUCUUCCUGAAAGGAACAAAAUAUCAGGCACAGAAGACUCUGUAAUAAUAAAUUCAAGUUCUACUUCUUUAAAGCAUUCUGAGACAAAGCAGAAGAAACUCCAGUGUCUAAAUGAUGUGCUAGGGAAAAAACCUAACAAGACUCCUAAAAAUGUACCUGGAAAAAUGAAAGUCGCACCUUUAUUUCAUACCCGAAAAGCUCAUAAAACAGCUGAUCCUAUCCUUGGUUUUGAUGAAAGCAGUCAAGAUACAUCUGAAAGAUCUCAGGAUUGUGACAUGCAGCUGAGAGCAAAGCGUGACUUUCUAAUGAGUGGUCUGCCAGAUUUGUUGAAACGGCAAAUUGCAAAGAAAUCUGCUGCAUUAGAUGUGUACAAUGCAGUGAGUACCAGUUUCCAGAGAGUUGUUCACGUACAACAAAAAGAUGAUGAGUGCCAUUUGUGGCAUUUGAAACCACCCACUUGUCCUCUUUUAACUAAACUUAAACAGUUGAAUACUCAAGUAGAGGUGGAAGAUCUCUCAAAAUGUGUUAUUGCCCUUGGUGAAUUUUCAACAUUGAAUUCAAAUUUGAAAAGUAAUAAAUCUGCUCUUGUGUUUACGGGAAGAAGGAAGGACUUUACUGAAGAAGUAAGAAAUCUUUUGCUGGAGGAAAUUAGGUGGUCAAAUCCUGAGUUUUCUUUGAGGAAAUAUUUUCCUUUGCUUCUUAAAAAACGAACUGAGCACAAAGUACUCUCUGAAUGUCAUUGUGAACAAGAAAUCGUACAGCUAGAGCCCAGUGUCAAUCUAAAAGAAACCAAAAGGAAACGAGUGGAAACAGAAAACCAUAAGUCAAAAAGAAAGAAACCAAAUGAGUACUCAGAAAAUCCAAAAAUGAUAAAUGGAAAACCAAAAGAAUUUGACAAAAGAAACAAUUCCACUGGGACAAAACUAAAUUCUCCCAAAGGUCGAUGUUCUAAAACGUGCAGGAAGAAUCAAGCUGCUCUGAGUACUACAUGUAAAGUGGAAACAGAAGCAGUAGGAGAUUCUGAUGUUCUCAUAAUAGAUGACGACAAAGCUUCUACGUCAGAAAUAUCUUCUAUUCCUGAUUCUGGAACUGAAGACACACUUUGGACAGAAAAGUAUCAACCACAGAACUCCAGUGAACUCAUAGGCAAUGAGCUAGCUAUAGAAAAGCUGCAUAGUUGGUUGAAAGACUGGAAAAGAAGAGCUGAAUUGGAAGAAAGACAAAAUUUGAAGGGAAAAAGAGAUGAGAAGCAAGAUCUGUCGGAUAGCAUUGACUUUAAAGGCAGUUCAGACGAAGAAGAGAAUCGUCUUUGCAAUACUGUCCUCAUAACAGGGCCAACAGGCGUGGGAAAAACAGCCGCAGUGUACGCUUGUGCGCAGGAGCUCGGCUUCAAGAUAUUUGAAGUAAACGCUUCUUCUCAGCGCAGUGGAAGACAAAUUCUAUCUCAACUAAAGGAAGCUACUCAGUCCCAUCAAGUAGACAAGCAAGGUGUAAACGCACAAAAACCUUGUUUUUUUAAUAGCCACAACAUAGGCAGGUCACCAAAAAGAGAGGAAGGGGGAGAGAAAGAGAAACAUCAGUUGGUUGCCCCCCAUGCAUGCCCCAACCAGGGACUGCACCACAACCUAGAAAAAUUCAGUUCCCCUAAGAAAGUUAUUACAUCACCAAGGAAGCUUCCUCCACCAUCACUACAAAGUACUGGAGCAAAGCGAGCACUUCCACCCAAAACUUUAGCAAAUUAUUUUAAAGUGUCUUCCAAGACGAAAACUAGUGAAGAAAUAGGAGAACUUCUGGAAAGUAAUAAAGGAAUCAAAAAUUUUUUUGAACAGAAGCAAAUUAUUCAGACUAAAUCUACAAACGCAACUAAUUCAAAUGCGAAAGACUAUGGAGCCGAGGAGCCCAACCGGAAAAAUGCAACAUCUCUCAUUCUUUUUGAGGAGGUUGAUGUCAUUUUUGAAGAAGACGCUGGGUUUUUGAAUGCAAUCAAAACAUUCAUGGCGACAACUAAAAGACCUGUAAUUCUUACUACAAGUGAUCCAGCAUUUAGUUUAAUGUUUGACGGCUGCUUUGAAGAAAUUAAUUUCAAUACUCCUCCUGUGCUAAAUGUUGCCAGCUAUCUACAGAUGAUCUGCUUAACUGAGAAUUUUAGAACUGAUGUGAAAGACUUUGUAACGUUAUUAACUGCAAAUACAUGUGAUAUUAGGAAAAGCAUCCUUUACUUACAAUUUUGGAUUAAAAGUGGAGGUGGACUUUUAGAAGAAAGGCCAUUAUCCCUUUCUCGAGGAAACAGCAAAAAUGUACAACCUAAUUGCUCUGAAGAUGGCCCUGAUUCCAAAAAUAACCCCAAAAAUACUAAAAGGAACCCUAGAGACCUUCCCAGAUGUGACACUGGCUGUGUUGAUACCUUGUUUGGCCUUAAGAAUAUUUUUUCUCCAUCUGAAGACCUAUUUUCAUUUUUAAAGCACAAAAUCAAAACAAAAGAAGAAUGGCAUAAGCUCAUCCAGCUUCUUACAGAAUUCCAAAUGCAGAAUGUAGAUUUUUUAUAUAGUAAUCUUGAGUUCAUUCUUCCAUUACCUGUUGACAUCAUUCCAGAAACAGAAAAGCUCUGUGGCUCAUCAGUAAGCAUGGACACCAGUGCAACAACAAAACACAAGAACUGCCUUACUAGGAAACAUGCUGGAGAGAAGCCAUUGAAAAAGUCACAAAAAAAGAAACGUAAGAAAAAAAUGGUAAUUCUUGAUGAUAGUGACUUAUUUGACACCAAAUUGGACUUUUCUGAAUUUCUUUGCCUACACGCUGCAUCUUCUUCCUCAAAUUCAGAAGAAAGCAAAACCAAAGAAAGCAAUUCGGAGGCAAAGGAACUAAACAAAUGUUUAAAGUCUAAUAUUGAAUCUAUUCCUUGUCCUCCUAAAACACCAGCAGAAAAAAAAUGUUCUGCCCUUGUUUCUGACUGCUUAAAUUCUCUUACAGAGUUCAUGGAUAACAUGUCCUUCUUAGACGCCCUUUUCACUGAUGUAGGGAAACAGAAGGAACUUGAUAAAAAUGACUUUAGUUGGACAGAUGGAAAGGUUAAAAGUGGACUUUGUGAUGAGUAUAGUCUUGAAAGCAGUGAUGUGUGGACUUCUCAAAGCUCUGGAGAAUUAAAGGCAGCUGUGGAAGCGCUCAGUUUCACUAAGUGUUCUUCUACUAUUUCAAAAGCGUUGGAAACCUCCUUGAAUUCUUGCAAGAAAUUAGGCAGAGAUCCAAUGAAAGACCUUACUUUUUAUGUUUCACAAAAGCGCAAUGAUGUGUACUUCAGUCAGUCGGCUGGUAAUUUAGACUGUGCUCAGAAGAGGAUAGCAGUCAUUAAGAGGGUAUUUUCUGGCCGAUCUCUUCUGAACCUGGGGACUAGACAAGCUAGUGUAAUGGAAUACUUGCCGACUCUUCGAAACAUUUGUAGGUCCGAGAAGCUAAAAGAACAAGGAAAAAGUAAAAGGAGGUUCCUGCACUAUCUUGAAGGAAUUCACCUUAACCUUUCAAAAGAGACUGUGAAUACUUUGGCAGCGGGCUUCCCUUAAUAUUCUACAUGAACAGUGCUUGUACAGAUUAUUAUGUGGUCGUUAAUAUACAUUUUUAUACUGGUUUUCCUGGAAGUUUAUCUCUCUUAAUGUACAUUUAAAACAGACUAUUUGUAUAUAUUAGUGUGCAGAUAUUUAAAAUGAAGACAUUUGACUUACAAAUUGUAUUUAUGAUGUGGUGUAUUCUUUUUAAAAUUUUUUUGUAUUAUCUGAUUUAGCUUUGUUGGAGUAUUUUUGUAUGUGAGUGAACUGUUCCUAGGAGGUAGAAGUUCACUAAGAUACUUCUAAAGAUGUUUUACUGCUAAACUAAUCCAUAAUUUUUCCCUUUCCUGGUACCUUUAAUCCCCCUUUCCAACCAAGUGUUAGUACUCUGUUGAGUUGUAAAUGUGAAUCUCUUAGGUGAUUCUUUUUAUUCUAAAAUAAGAAUCUUUGAAACAAAUUGGUAUAAUCCAGAAUACAAAAUUGCAUAUGUAAUGCAUAAGAAAAAUUCCUAAGAAAGAAAUUAUGUUUCAUUUUUCAAAAAGAUCUUCAUGCCCUGGCAAGUGUGGUUCAGUGAACUGAGUGCAGGUCUGACCCCAAAAGGUCAUAGGUUUGGUUCCAGGUCAGAGCACAUGCCUGGGUUGUGGGCAAGGUCCCCAGUUGGGAAUGUGCAGGAGGCAACCAUUUGAUGUUUCUCUCCUUUUCCUUCUCCCUCCCUUUCCCUCUUUAGUUUCUGAAAAUAAAUAAAAUCUUUUUUAAAAAGGCAAUCUGUUUGAAGAUUUUACCUUUAAAAAAUCUUCCUGAUAAUUUUAUUUUGGUAAAAUAAAGUAAUUUGGUACUCCUCCAUUGUAUUUUACCAUUGAAUACUGAAUGUUGACAAAGUGAAAUCAAGAUUAUGAAUUAUAGUUUUCAUAAAUUUUUUAGCAACCAUACAU